Messenger RNA from Hyla sarda, 2990 nucleotides. Its product is annotated as heparan sulfate glucosamine 3-O-sulfotransferase 3A1-like. The transcript is spliced from 2 exons. The record is from RefSeq and is a predicted model, not a curated record. Gene Ontology annotation, molecular function: [heparan sulfate]-glucosamine 3-sulfotransferase activity. Lineage: Eukaryota; Metazoa; Chordata; Amphibia; Anura; Hylidae. Bases 195 to 1322 code for a protein of 375 amino acids.
GGCACAGUGUGGCAUCAUCUCUAUAUAACAGUAAUGCUGAGGAUAAUAGCAGCUGUACACAAGAGGGGCAUCACAGGAGAUCAAUGGAUCCGCUAAUGGGGAUUGGGUGGAGAUCAGAGCUCCAUGUCUGUACCAGGGGAGGAGGACUGCAGGGUACACACUGCUUGCUGUAAUACUAUGGCCUCCUGCCUAACAUGACACCCCCCAGUGCCCUGCCUGACACACUGUCCCGGAGCAUUUAUAGGAGGUUAGUGCUGAUCCUGUGCUCCCUGCUCAUGUCCUUCUAUGUCUUCUACUGCCUGACCGAGCAGAGCCUGCCGGGGCCCAUCAUCGGGACCCCCGAGGAGGAAGAAGCCGGGUACCUGGACCCCCACCUGCCCAUCUGGCACUCGGUAAAGAGGAGAAGACUGAUCCUGUCUAGGCUGGCAGGGCAGAGAGUAAGCGUGCGCCAGGGGGCGCUGUGGAGUCGCCUCUUCCCCAAUGUUGGGGUACCGUACCCUGUGUCAGCCCAGGAGGGCAUCACCCUAACUUCACUGGGGGAAGGGAGCAAGAAGCUGCCACAGUCCAUCAUUAUUGGGGUGAAGAAAGGGGGGACCAGGGCCCUGCUGGAGUUCCUGAGGGUGCACCCCGACAUCAGGGCUGUGGGGGCUGAACCCCACUUCUUUGAUAGGAACCAUGACAAGGGACUGGACUGGUACAGGGAAUUGAUGCCAAGGACAUUAGACAGUCAGAUCACCAUGGAGAAGACUCCAAGUUACUUUGUGACCAAGGAGGCUCCAGCCCGGAUCUCUGCCAUGUCGAAGGACGCUAAGCUGAUAGUGGUGGUGAGGGACCCAGUAACUCGCGUGAUAUCGGACUACACCCAGACAUUGUCCAAGAGGCCAGACAUCCCCACGUUUGAAAGCUUGACUUUUAAAAACAGAACUAUGGGUCUAAUCGACAUCUCAUGGAGUGCCAUCCAGAUUGGUAUCUAUGCCAAGCACUUGGAGAACUGGCUCCAGUAUUUCCCUAUGAGUCAGAUCCUCUUUGUGAGCGGUGAGAGACUGAUCACGGAUCCCGCAGGAGAACUGGGACGUGUCCAGGAUUUCCUGGGACUUAAACGAAUCAUCACGGACAAACAUUUUUAUUUUAACAAGACUAAGGGUUUCCCAUGCUUGAAAAAAGCAGAAGGUAGCAGUAAACCCCAUUGUCUGGGGAAAACUAAGGGCAGGACUCACCCCAACAUAGACCCAGAAGUUGUCCAGAGAUUGCGAGAGUUCUACAGGCCAUUCAAUAUGAAGUUCUACCAAAUGACUGGCCAUGACUUUGGUUGGGAUAGUUAACAGAUAUAUGAUAUAGAAUAUACAAUAUAUAUUUUUCUAACACAGAAAUGUAAAGUAAAUAUUUAGCAUCACAUCUUCCUAUAUACAAGACAUUAUAUUGUGUCGUAUGACAGCUUUUCUUUCCUGUAAUAUGUAUAAAGUCUUAUUUAAUUACAGCUUUAGUUACUUAUCUUCAAGUUUAUUUUUGAAGUUUUUUUUUACAAUGUAGAACUUUAUAAUCAGCAUCUUUAUAUUGACAUGUCCAUACAAACUACAAUAUACAAUGUCACAACCCUUUUACCUGGCCUCUGUAUGGUUCCAAAAAUAAGAUCUCAUGACACCUUGCACCAAAUGCCCCAUCCUUAGGCACAUUACACCACAAUAACUCCUCACCCCAUCAUUGAUAAAUGUGGAAAGAAAAACAACGACCUUGUUAAGUGCCAUUUUGUAUAAUUUUUAACCCACCAAUAACUGUGGUUAAAUACAGUUAUCAUGUUACCACCUGCACCAUCUACACUCUCCUAUAUGAUCUGAACCACCUUGUCAAUUAGCACUUGUAGCUGUAUAACUUAUCGCAGGCCAGACAUUUUCACCCUACUUCAUGGUCCAGCUAUGUUUAUAGUGUUGUGAUCCUUCAAUCCUCUUUUCAAAGAAUUAAAGUGAAUUUUAUAGCUCAGAUUGUAAUUACAGUAGGUUGUCGACUAUAGUUUGUUCACCAUUUACUUAUUUUCAUUUUUUUUUUUACAUAUAAUGGAGGCAGACAUUUUGCAACCUUAAGGGGGAUACCUCAUAAAAAUGACAUAUGGAUAACAGAUGGAAAUCCCAUUUUUUAUGUGUGGACCAAAAUUUGUAUGGAUGUGUCUACAAAACGGUGAUUGUUCAAUUAAUAAUUUUUCCUCAUCACCCUCUCUCUAGCCAAUGUCAUUGGCCACCUUUAGAGCUAGUGGGCUAAAUAUAAUGCCUAAAACUUGCCGUAAACAUUAGAAACUCAUCCGAAUCCACAGAUUUUGGAAGGAUCUGCUGACUAUCUAAUGUGUAUGAAGACAGGGAGGGAAAAGCCGCCAUAUCCAUUCAAGUCGAACAUGUCUGUGUACAUGGUGGUCAGAUUUAAGUGGUCAGAUUUAAAUAAACAACAUGGCUGCAUUCAGUAUAUACAGGAAAUGUGAACAUUUAAAACAAAGUUUCAUGAGAUCUUCAUAAAGGUUAUUAGUCAUUUGGGGAAAUGUUUGUACUUGUUUGAGGCAUUUACGUAAAGUUUUGGAAUUGUACCUCUCAAACAUAUCAUUUAAAAGCAUUUGUUUAACAAUUAACACGUCUCAUUAUUCUGCUGAAUUACCCACAAAUAAUUGUGUUUUCUCAUUUCCAGCAGCAUGUUUUAUGAUUGCUUUAUUUCGGUGACACAUGCGGUAAAUGGCUCCGUUCAUCUUACUGGAGAAAUUAUUCUUUUCCUCUUUUUUAAUUGUCACCUCCUGCAUUGCUCUGACUUAUUCACACCAUAAGCUAAGAUUGUAAAAAGGGAAGACUUAGACCCCCCAUCAUUUUCUUAUUGUUUAGUUUAUGCUUAAAUGCACCAAAGCCCAAUGUGAAGUAUCUGUAAGGAAUUGCCUCAUGUAAAUUCUAAGAAAAGAAAAUAUAAAAUGUCCUAAUCAAUGGCUUUUUUUCUACUUAAUAUGAUGGGUUUUUUUUAUU